GGCGGCGGCCGCGCUAUGAUGCUGGCCGUGGUGCUGCUGGUGCUGGUGCUGGGCUCGGCGGGCGCCCUGCAGCCGGCUUCCCCCGCGGCUCCCGGGCCCCGGCGGGCCGAAGGCAGCGGAGAGAACGACCUGUCAGCCUGGACGCCCAACGCCAGCCGGGAGCCUCCGCGAGCCUCGCCCGCGCGGGCCACUGACAGCUCGCCCGGCCCGGCCCCGACGCUCACCUGGACGUCCCCGGCGGCCCCUUCUGCCUCGCCCCCGCCGGCCUCUCAAGGGGACGCCCCCGGCCCCCCGACUGAUGGGCCUCCUCCCUCGCCGGCAGAGGAGAAGAAGGAGGAAGAGGAAGAGGAGGACGCGCCGGUGAACAGCGGAGCAGAUGUCUUCUGUAACUGCAGCUCCGUCGGAAGCACAAGCGUGGGGGAUUGCAACGCCACGGGUCACUGUCACUGCCGCCCAGGUUACACAGGGCCCUCGUGCGACAGAUGUGAAGAGGGCUACCAUCUCGGGCAGCCUCACCCACGCUGCCUUCCUUGCGAGUGUCAUCCCGAGGACUCCAUCUCUUCGUCCUGCGACAGCCUUGGAAGAUGCCAGUGCAAAGCUGGAGCUACGGGGACGAAAUGCGCCCAGUGCCAGGAAGGCUUCUCCAAAUUCAACGGGACCACCUGCCGUCCAUGCCAGUGCAACCAUCACUCUUCGCAGUGUGAUCCUUUGACAGGCGCCUGCCUCAAUUGUCAUGGAAACACCGAAGGCACCUACUGUGAGAAUUGCAAAGGGCAAUUUUAUCGCAACCGCUCCGAGCAACACGAGUGCGUCCGUUGUCCUUGCUCCACAGAGUUCUCCAGCGGCAGCUGCCAGAUAAAGCCUGGUCAGCAAACCGCAACCUGUGAUGACUGCCGUCCUGGCUACACCGGCCCUCUCUGCAAUGAAUGUGACAAGGGCUACUACAGCUCGGACAGCAUCUGCCUGAAAUGCCAAUGCAAUGGAAACGUGGACCCAGCCCUUUCACCGGCAGUCUGCAAGGCGGAUACGGGCGAGUGUAUCGGUUGCCUCUACCACACAGCCGGGGUUCAUUGCGAGAAGUGCCAAGAAGGCUACGCCAAACUUUUGGAAGGAGCAAACUGCACCAAGGAAGAAUAUACUCCAGCCCCGAGGCUCAUCCCUACAGUCCCAAACUUCAAUGCGUCCACCAUCCUGCCUACAGCAGCCUUCAACACCACAUCGGUGCGGCCGACGGUACAGCCGGCCUUCCCGAGUCCCUCUUCGGAGAACGGCACGUCGACAUUGGCCGACGUCUCUUGGGCCCAGUUCAACAUCAUCAUCCUAACCGUGAUCAUCAUCCUGGUGGUCCUGCUGAUGGGUUUUGUCGGCGCCGUCUACACGUACCGCGAAUACCAGAACCGGAAGCUGAACGCUCCUUUCUGGACCAUCGAACUGAAGGAGGACAACAUCAGCUUCAGCAGCUAUCACGACAGCAUCCCCAACGCGGACAUCUCCGGCUUGCUAGAAGACGACGCCAACGAGGUGGCGCCCAACGGGCAGUUAACGUUGGCCACGCCGAUGCACAACUACAAAGCGUGACCAAUUGUACGGAUUGCAAACUCCUUUUGUUUUGUACGCUCGGGACGAAUCAGUGCCAGGGCGCUUUGGGUUGAAGAUUAGAUGGUUCCUGUGGAAGGAACUAGACGUUUUCUUUUUUCCUGGGUUGGCCGAGCUUCCUGUCAGUUGUCCCAACAAGACAAGAGUCGGAGAAUGACAAGAGUCGAGUCAAAUGAAAAUUACGGAUUGGAUUCAGCUCGGCCUUUCGGUUGGCACAGUGGGUAUUUGCCUGUAUUUUUUGUUUAAAGAAAGAAGCAGCUGCUCAAAUAUAUAUAUUUUUGUAUAGAAGACACUCAGAAACCAUCUCAUGGCCACUCAGAAAACCCAAGCGGACACUGGAAACAGAAUUUUUAAAGCGCUUGUUGGAAAAGCGAUCGAGGGACCGAAUUUGGAAGAGAAGAAUCAAAAGUGUAUCUCGGUUCGCUUUUUAUUUCCCUUUGUUGGGACAUGUUCCCCCUUUUCAGUUUUCCCUCUGCCACUGUUAAACUCAGUGUAAUCUUUUGUCUCCUUUUUAUUUCCCU
This is a messenger RNA of Thamnophis sirtalis, 2117 nucleotides long. It is a transcript of the gene MEGF9, whose product is annotated as multiple EGF like domains 9. Gene Ontology annotation, biological process: animal organ morphogenesis; tissue development. The record is from RefSeq and is a predicted model, not a curated record. Lineage: Eukaryota; Metazoa; Chordata; Lepidosauria; Squamata; Natricidae.